AUGAUGGAAGGAAAACGGUGGCAACGCGCGUGCGUUGCGUGUCUUAUCGGUAUUUUGUUCGCCUUUUGUCAAGCGAUACCACACGUACGAGGGCAGGAUGUGUACCCGGUACAAGCGUCAUCACCUUCAACAUUACCGGGCUACACAACUCCGACGGCUGUGGUGCCACUGAACACGCAUGGAACUGUACCGUACACGGUACGUCCAGCAACAGAUGCUUCGAGCAGUGCAUUGACCGAACCCGCAGAACCGUCCGAGGAUAGUUCCACAUCGGAAGGUAGCUUCCUUUCCAGCGAAGAUAGUACCAACUAUGAUACCUCACUAUCGGAGCAUGAGCUCACGUCGCUCGAAACUUCCGGUUCGCUCGAGGUGCAGGAUGGGCGAAGUCUCGAAAGUGUGGAGGAUCCUCUGCAAUCGUUGACGGUAACGAAUCUUACCACCGACAGCACCCAGGAAGAAACCGAAUCGAACCCGUACCCAAAACUAUUGUCAGAGCCAAUGGUGUCCAGCACAUCAGCACAGAUUGACCAACCGAUUACAAACACCUCACGUGUGAUGAGCACUUCCACCACCACCACCACAUCGAACGAUACCGAGGACGAAAGCACAGGCUCAAACUGUACUGAUCGGCCGUAUGUCGACAUGUCUCGCACUGAGAACCGACACCCGUAUCACCAUCAGCGGCAGAUGUCGCGUGCCAACCGGAUACAGCGUACAUCGAACGCAACGGUUCAGUUGCACGGUGCACGAAGCGGUGCAGGACAGGAACCGUAUCCGUUGGACGGCGAGAACGAGCACGUUGAGCUGUAUGCUGCACAGUACGGUUACCGGGUGUAUCGGUUGAAAGGUGACCUGAUGCUAACACUCAUUGUUGAGUCAGAUGAUUUUGGGGCAAUGCUAUUCACGAUUGAUCGCAUUAAUGACCUUCGGCUAGUGACCGGCGGGCGGGGAAACGCCAGCAUAGGUGUGAACAUAAUUCAUCUCCUGAAUACUUCGCUCAGCCAACGAACCCUGCAGCAGGAGGUAAAUGUUCUGAAGGAAUGCUCAACGAACACGAUCGGUAUCUUCGUCAGUUCGCGGCUAUGGCCCUCGGUUCGACUUCUGUCGGAAACUCUCGACUACAACAUAUAUCCGCUGCCAUCAACAAACGAGCUCCUUUUUACUAAAGCCGCCCAUCUGCUGUACGAACUGCCCUGGUCGAACGGGAACUCGUCCGCGAUGGUAUACUCCGGCUCGAACGAACUGUCAACUCGGUUCAGUACCAUCUGCCGACAUGAACAUCUCUGCUUGGAGAACUAUCCCAGUAGCGAUACAAUUUACAUACUGCUGGGACUGGAACCGGCUAUCAGCUUUGCGUUGAACGGUACACUCGUGCUGGUGCUCACUGGAACUGAUCGUUUGUAUCUUCCUGAUCUUCCGAAUGGAGCGUACGUGAUAGCGGAAACAGAACUGAAUGUUGCCUCGCUCGGCUACUCCUGGGAGCGCUACGGCACUACCUUUCGCGGCUCGGAACUUCUAGCCUAUGGCAAUCUGCUGCUCGAGAUAGUUGAUCUUCUGAACCGUGCCGGAAGCGAUUGCCGAAACGCAAGCAUCGAGUGUAUGAACAAUUGGAAGUAUCAUGUAAAACGAUCAACGCCGGAGGUACUGAACCGUCUCCAGCUGAAGAAUUCCACCCAGUCGAUCAAGUUCGAGUUACGGCAGAAGCGAAUCAAUGCAAGCCCGAUCGUAAACCGUACGGAAAGCACGCAAUACGAUCAUCCAGACGACAACGAGCUCAGGUUAAUUGCUAGUUCUAAUGCGAUCACUAACUACACGACCGUCUAUGAGCGGCUAGCGAUCAGUGCGGACGUACCGUCGAAGUUGGGUACGAUUUUUUACUGCGCGAAAGAGUUUGAAAUACGCCAUCCGGAUUUUAUCGAGCGACAUCAUCGUCCCGUGUACUACGGCGGAGUGCCUGAUGCGGAAGAGUACGGCGAGAUGUACUGGCAGAUCAAGAUGGAGGCUUGGGUAGCAGCAGGUCUGACGGUAUCAUCGCUGGGCAUACUGCUCUGUGCGGCUAUACUGAUCUUUCUGAUCGUACGUGUCUGCAUGGACGACAUUCUCGAAGGACAUCCGUUGGGGAGCAUCUUACUGUUGGUUAGCUUGAUACUACAAUUUGCUGCCUUCAUCCCGUUCAGCCUCGAGUACACGGGAUACACGGCGGAUCUUACGGGUCAUCGGACAGAUGCGAUGCUAACGUGGAAUGCACACUGUACGGUGAAGAUCUUCCUCGUGUCCAUGUGCUACUGCAUGACAUUCUCGUUGCUGCUGUGUCGUGCGAUCAUGCUUGCCUCGAUCGGUAGCGAAGGCGGUUUCCUUUCGCACAUCAACGGAUACAUCCAGAGUGUGAUCUGUGGUUUUAGCACCCUGGUUCAGCUCGGACUCUCCACGCAGCUCGUGAUCGUACUGCACGCGAACGCACACAGUAUCUCUUGCGGUGAAAUAUACUACGGACACUGGUUCUGGGCGGUGAUAGCAUAUGAUGGCGUGCUGCUGGUAUCGCUCAUCUUUCUCGCACCCUUCAUCUUCCGCUCGCAGCGCAACUACCGGGAGGGCUUGUUGCUUGUGACGGGUUCGGUAUUAUGUUUGGUAAUAUGGACGGUUUGGAUACCGCUCUGUAUGUUCGGGUACGAGUGGCGUGAAGCUGCCAUCUCGCUGGGAUUAGUCGCUACCGCGCUGGCGGUGCUGGUUGGCAUUAUGAUACCGCGCUGCUUCCUGAUGGUACGCAGUAUCGCACGUUCGGAUCUUGUACAGGCGCUUCCUUCGCUCACCUCACUAGCAUUUGCCCAAGCUAAUCAAUUCAUUUCAGAUCAGAGCGUAUAUGAGUGUGUUAAUCCGGCAAUGCGACAACGAUCUCCCACGGACGAUAGUUUCGUUAUGGAUCAGGAUCUGGAUGAGGCAUAUUCGGCAAACAGUGAAAUUCCAACGCUGCCACUGCGUGGUCAACGACGUUUGCGCCAGGAAAAUGGUACCAUAACCAUGAGCACUAGUAAUGGAACGAUUGGCAACCAUAAUGACACUAUCGUUUCACCGAUGGAUCGGCCGGGUGGUAACGUCACCCACAUAGCACCGAACUUCUAUGGCAUCACCAAUCCGUACAGCUGUACCGACUCUUUAACGUCAAUUUCACCAAACAAGAUAACACGUUUCUAG
Molecule: messenger RNA, 3192 nt
Organism: Anopheles marshallii
Lineage: Eukaryota; Metazoa; Arthropoda; Insecta; Diptera; Culicidae
Gene: boss
Product: protein bride of sevenless
Exons: 5
Coding region: 1-3192 (1063 amino acids)
Biological process (GO): G protein-coupled receptor signaling pathway; visual perception
Cellular component (GO): membrane
Molecular function (GO): adenylate cyclase inhibiting G protein-coupled glutamate receptor activity; sevenless binding
Source: RefSeq, a predicted model, not a curated record